AUGAAUUUCAACCUCGCUCCUCUAUCUACUCUCAUUGGCCUUGCUACGGCCGCCCUAGCAUCUGAGGCCGACCCCCAGAGUACUCCGCCCACUCGGAGGCUAGAGCGUGAGCCCCGGAGAGCCGACACUCCUAAAGAUAGCUGGAAGCGCCAAUACAACAAGGGUGCUAUCCCUCAAACUCCACCCGAACCGGGCUUUGAAGCCGCUUCAAAUGUUCAUGUCCGCUUCGAAACCAUAGAUACCACCGAAACGCAUCAGAUCGUCCUGCCUCGCGCUUGCAUUAGAGGACAGUCCGCUGUCGUGGGCUCACGUAAGGAAAUCAGGGAUGGAAAGGCUUCCAAGUCUUCUUUCUUUGCACAAGAAGAUCUCGCUUUGGAGAAAGGCAAGGAAAAGCCCGAUACGAGUAAUUGUCGUGACAAGUACGUCACCAGGUUUGUUUUUAAGAACGGAGUACCUGAGCUGGCUGACGGAGAGUCUGGAAAGAUCCAGCUGCCUGAUGAGACUCAGUUCAUGCUCCAGGUCGUUGUGUCAGACGUGACAGAAUUUGGAUUCGAUGCGCUACCGAAGGGCUGA
Messenger RNA from Paraphaeosphaeria sporulosa, 573 nucleotides. RefSeq lists its product as uncharacterized. The record is from RefSeq and is a predicted model, not a curated record. The transcript has a single exon. Lineage: Eukaryota; Fungi; Ascomycota; Dothideomycetes; Pleosporales; Didymosphaeriaceae. Bases 1 to 573 code for a protein of 190 amino acids.